AUGCCUGCGAAAAGUCCCUCCAAUGCCAAUGUGGUGACGACCCGGGAAGUGAGGACGCGGUCAUGCCAGGUUCAAGACGCGCUACGAGUGGAGGUUCUCAUUUCUCCUCCGGAGCGGUAUCCAGCAAAUGUGCGAAUUUGUUCACAGCCGGUCAGCAAGGGCAAGACGGGCGAAGGCUUUCGUGUGAGGCUGAUUGUUGUGCCGAACAUUCCUGAGCUUGUCGCGGUUCUGCACAUCGCUGCCCCAGAUGAUGUGAAGAAUUCGUGGAUCUGUACCAAUCUGAUGGUCACAAUCUCCGUGUGCAAGGCCAAGGAUCUCGAUUUCAAGAUCAGCAGAUCCCGGGUGGAAAAGGUUUGCAAAGAUCGACCUGUCACAGGAGUCUUCCGCGGAUUGUUGAAAUGUUCCGACAUGAUCGACCGAGAUCAAGGCUGGUUGAACGACAAAGGUGAACUUCAAGUCCAAGCUGAGAUCCGUGGCCUUCCAAGCUUUAGCCCAACGGUGGAUUUUUCCCAAGAGCUCAAAGUGGUGACCUUCCGCUUGGCCGGCGAUCGGUGUCUUUACUUCGAUCGUCGCGUCCUGAUGGGUCAGUCUGAGUACUUCCGGGAGAUGUUGGCCACUUCGGUGUGGCAAGAAUCACGGACAGGUGAGAUUGACCUCAGCAAAGAUCCGCAGUGCACGGUGGAAUCAGUCUCAGCUCUGUUGGAUUACAUGACCAGCAACAGCUUUGAAGCUCAUGGAAACACCGACCUGGCUUUCGUGGUUCGCAUGCUGGCAGAUCGAUAUCAGUUGCGUCAGCUGGUGGAAGAGGUGGAUUCCCAGUUGGAAUCCCAGUUGAGUCGAGAGAAUGUCCUGAGUUUCUUCGGGCGUUUGAUCGGUAGCAACAGUCUGUUGGAAGCGAAGUGUCUCAAGAUGUUGGAGCUGGAUGGGCAACGGAUCUUGGAACAACAGGAGGCGACCUUGGAUCAGAUCACCGAGGAGAAUCCAUUGUUGGCCAAGAAGUUGAUCCAGGUGCUCCUUCAGCGCGGCAAGAAACGCGCCCGGGAGGCGGAGUGCUCCAAGGAAGUGAGCCGGGUGCAGCAGACCUUUGGAUCAGAUGAUUUGCUUUGCAGGUACCAGCUGUCCUCGUUUUGGGUGCUCUCUUGCGUUCCACCGAUCACCCAUAGUGUGCUCAACACGCUGAAGCGGGUCGUGAUCAUUGUGGUGUCUAUCAUUGUCUUCCGAACUCCAGUCACUCCUCAGAGUGCAGCAGGUACCGCUAUUGCCAUCGGCGGAGUUUUGCUGUAUUCCCUCACAAAGGCGCACUAUGCGAAGAAGAAGUGA
This is a messenger RNA of Cladocopium goreaui, 1320 nucleotides long. The record is from the annotation of a GenBank genome assembly. NCBI's taxonomy places the organism in Eukaryota, Dinophyceae, Suessiales, Symbiodiniaceae.